AAUAAUAAAAAAUUGUGAUGUGACAAGAAAUCUCUCUCUCUUUCUUCCCUCACACAUCGCACAGCACAGGCCCAACUUCUCCGUUCCGUUGUGUUGUGUCGUGCUGUAUUGUGCUGUGUGUUCUUUCUUUCUUCUUCUUCUUCCCUUUUUCAUUCCCUCACUAUCACCCUAACAACAACCCUAUUUUCACAAAUUCUGCAUUUUCAAUUCCCUCCUCCCAACUAAUGCAUCAUCAUCAUCCUCUGUCAUCAACAACCUAGGGUUUCUCUCCGAUAUUCGUUUUUUCUCGCCGGGAUUUUGGGGUUAAGCUCAAUCUCCGGCUUCCAUGGCUUCCAACUUGAAGAUGACCCCUAAGCUCGAACAGAUCCACGGUGAAAUUCGCGAUAUCUUCCGUGCCCUCGCAAAUGGCUUCCAGAAGUUGGAUAAGAUUAAAGAUUCCAAUAGACAAAGCAACCAGCUUGAGGAACUCACUGGGAAGAUGAGGGACUGCAAAAAGUUGAUAAAAGAUUUUGAUCGUGAAAUUAAAGAUGAAGGGGCAGGAAAUCCCGAAGAAGUGAAUAAGCAACUCAAUGACGAAAAGCAAUCAAUGAUCAAGGAGCUAAACUCAUAUGUGGCACUGAGAAAAACGUACAUGAAUACCAUUGGUAAUAAAAAACUUGAACUUUUUGACAUGGGAGCUGGUGCAAGUGAACCAGCUGAAGGAAAUGUUCAACUGGCAUCAGAAAUGUCAAAUCAAGAACUUGUCAAUGCUGGGAUGAAGACAAUGGACGAGACUGAUCAGGCUAUUGAGAGGUCUAAGCAGGUUGUACAUCAAACAAUUGAAGUUGGCACCCAAACUGCUUCUACCUUGAAGGGCCAAACCGAUCAAAUGGGCCGUAUUGUUAAUGAGCUGGAUUCAAUUCAAUUUUCAAUUAAGAAAGCUUCUCAACUUGUUAAAGAGAUCGGUAGACAGGUAGCUACAGACAAAUGCAUCAUGCUGUUUCUGUUUCUCAUCGUCUGUGGUGUAAUAGCCAUCAUUGUCGUGAAGAUUGUGAAUCCCAACAACAAAGAUAUUAGGGAUAUUCCAGGAUUGGCGCCUCCAGUUCCCUCAAGGAGGCUUUUGUAUGUUCGAACCGGAGAAUUGUAUGAUUAAUUCUUACAUUUGAACAAGAGUUUUCUUCAUCCUAGUCCCACCAACUUGGUUCUUGUUCUUGUCAAUGGAAAUAUUAGAGAAUCCCUUUUUGGAGGCAUCGGUUUGAUCUUUCCGGUCAUUCUUUCUUUUUAAGAAUUCCUGGAUAUACUGUUUGUGAUUCUAUGUAAAUCAGACGAGAGUCUUCUGCCUUUCUUGAGUGCCACGUUUUUACAUGUAACAUUCCUAAAUUUAGGGCUAGAGAAUCUACUGUGAAAUUCAUGGUGUAUAUGUAACUUAUUUGACAGAGGUUCAUUCCCCUCCCCUUCCCGAUUUUUUGGUGUAAUAUAUGCUUGCAUUUUCAAACUA
This is a messenger RNA of Vicia villosa (hairy vetch), 1477 nucleotides long. Its product is annotated as novel plant SNARE 12-like. The coding region runs from base 326 to 1132 and encodes 268 amino acids. Gene Ontology annotation, cellular component: ER to Golgi transport vesicle membrane; Golgi apparatus; SNARE complex. The record is from RefSeq and is a predicted model, not a curated record. Lineage: Eukaryota; Viridiplantae; Streptophyta; Magnoliopsida; Fabales; Fabaceae. Gene Ontology annotation, biological process: vesicle fusion; retrograde vesicle-mediated transport, Golgi to endoplasmic reticulum. The transcript is spliced from 10 exons. Gene Ontology annotation, molecular function: SNARE binding; SNAP receptor activity.